GAAUGCGGUGUGUGGAAAAAAAAAAAAAACAGGAGUCGCUAGUCGGAACAUGUCAAUAGUCAAAACAAACUAGAAACUACGAGUAGCUUUUUAUUAUUAUUAUUAUUAUUAAAAAUCAAACUUUAGACAGUCUUUUUUGUACCGAAUCGACGUCUUUAAGCCAGAUGUUACCGAAAUGACAGCAAAACUGUGGAUAAUCCUGGCCGUCACUCUGCUCUGUUAUCGGAGCGAGUGCCAUGAGGCCGUCCUGCACGUCUCUGAAGGGGACCUUUAUAAGGAGUACUGUCUCGUUUAUAACGCAUCGUGGUCCAACAUCUCCAGCUCUCUUAGUGAUGCUAAGCAAUACAUGCUGGUGAACCUGACCUCGACCACGCUGUGUAACGCGAGCGGAGUAUCGCUGGACUUGGUGAAGGGCGCGGCGGUGUGUGUGAUGAGGGGAGACUGUAGUUUCAGUCAGAAAGCUCAGGUGGCUCAGCAGCUCGGCGUCACAGUGCUCCUCAUCGCCAGCAAAGAAGCCAUGGGAACUCCGUCAGCCAAUGACAGCGAGUAUGACAAAGUGACCAUUCCUCUGGCGCUUAUGAGGUACCGCGACUUCCUGGAUGCGCAGAAGGUGUUUACAAACGGGAUGAAGGUGCAGCUCUAUGCUCCGCCCACCCCCGAAUUCGACGCCAGCGUCAUCAUCAUGCUUGCGAUCGCCGUCUUCACCGUGGCUAUGGGCGGCUUCUGGAGCGGGGCCGCGGAGAAGGCGAAGCAGAGUGUGACGGCGCUCCAUGCAGGAGAGGAGCGAACAGACAGUGGGGAUCUGACUCUCUACUCCCCGUUGAAGGUGCUGCUGUUCGUCGUGCUCAUGUGUGUGAUGCUCGUCCUCAUGUACUUCUUCUACAAGUACCUCGUGUACGUGAUCAUCGUGAUCUUCUGCCUGGCGUCGGCUACAGGACUCUACAGCUGCCUCGAGGCGCUACUGAAUGCAGUGGGGUGCAGUAAGCUCAGUGUGUCCUGUGGGGAGAAAAGCUUCUCUGUGAGGAAUCUGCUGCUUGCCGCUGUGUGCAUCACUCUGGCCGUGGUUUGGGGUGUGUACAGAAACGAGGACAGGUGGAUCUGGAUCCUGCAGGACAUACUCGGGAUUGCUUUCUGUCUAAACUUCAUGAAGACCAUCACACUGUCUAAUUACAAGAUCUGUGUUAUCUUGCUCAGCCUGCUGCUCCUUUAUGACGUCUUCUUCGUCUUCAUCACGCCGUUCCUCACACCCAACGGAGAAAGCAUCAUGGUGCAAGUCGCUCUCGGCCCGGGUGCUGGAGGAGAAAAGGGCGGUGGUGAUGUGGUGGUUCCAGCAGAUCCCACACCCUCGUAUGAAAAAUUGCCCGUGGUGAUGCGUAUUCCGCGGUUCUCUGCAUGGGCUGAGAACCUGUGUGAGAUGCAGUUCUCCAUCCUCGGUUAUGGUGACAUCAUCAUUCCAGGUCUGCUGGUGGCGUACUGUCACCGGUUUGACGUUUGGAUUGGCAGCUCGAACAGAAUCUACUACGUCUCCUGCACUGUUGCGUACACUCUGGGUCUGGUACUGACCUUCGUGAUCAUGUUGCUCACUAAGAUGGGUCAGCCAGCUCUGCUGUACUUGGUCCCGUUCACUCUGCUCACCAGCGGCCUGCUCGCCUGGAAGCGCAAAGAGUUCAAACAGUUCUGGGCCGGAACCACCUACCAGGUGUUGGACUCAUCCAGGGAACCUUUAAUACCAGAUGGAGAUGCUGAAUAUCCCAGCACAGUGAGGAAGUGCUGAUCGGCUGGAUUUAAACGUGUGUGUGCGCGAGUGUGUGCGCGAGUGUGAGUGUGUGUGUGAGUGUGUGCGCGAGUGUGAGUGUGUGUGUGAGUGUGUGUGUGAGUGUGUGUGUGAGUGUGUGUGUGAGUGUGUGUGUGUGAGUGUGUGUGUGAGUGUGUGUGUGAGUGUGUGUGUGAGUGUGUGUGUGAGUGUGUGUGUGAGUGUGUGUUGAGCACUUUAAGCCCUGUGAUCGGCUGUAUCAGGACCAAUUCAGUCUUACGCUCUCUCUUUAAUAAACAACAUUAAUAUCUAUUAAAAAAAAGGCCUUAUUCAGUGCCUCAGGCUCCGCCCACAACGCACACUGACACGUGAUCAAAGUGUUUUACAGACAGCGUAAAGACACGGUGACCAUGGAAACGAGUCAGAAACAUCCUGAACAUCAACCUUUCCUUCAAGAUGUGUGGGUAAAUUAAACAGAACACGUGGUGAACGUACACACGGCUGUGUUUUAGCGCAGCGUUCUGUACGCGUGACAUCAUGAGCAGGUCAAUAACCUGACUUCCUGCUCUACCUGUCCCACAGGUUAGCGCUCAGCACUGUGAGACGCUAGCACAGAUGUGACGUCCACGUCUAACCACAGUCACGUGUUGAAGCGGGGCGUAAAACGGGGCCUGUGUGUGUUUGUUUUUAAAUAAUGAUAUCAGUGUUUCUGUAUUUAAUCAGAUCUUCAUUAAUCGGUUCUUUUCAUGCCUUAAAUUAAAGACGAACAAACGUUUGAUGCCAGUAAUAAGUUUGCGGUGAUGUUCGAUUCACACUGUAAUGAGGCUCUUCAUGGAUAAAUAUCAUAAAAGCACAGAAUUGUCAGAAAUCUUAUACUUUCUGAGCUGUUUUAUUUUCUGAUUUCUUAUUUUCUAACUCGACUGCUCAAGAGUGUGAGCCUGUUAACGAGUGGUUUAUGUGAUUAAACACCUUAACGAAGCACAAAUUCAAAUCAGGUAACAGGAGGGAUGUAAACUUUUGAACAUGUUAUAAAAAUAAAACUGCUGACUGACACUGAA
Molecule: messenger RNA, 2811 nt
Organism: Pangasianodon hypophthalmus (striped catfish)
Lineage: Eukaryota; Metazoa; Chordata; Actinopteri; Siluriformes; Pangasiidae
Gene: sppl2a
Exons: 17
Coding region: 176-1774 (532 amino acids)
Biological process (GO): membrane protein proteolysis
Cellular component (GO): Golgi-associated vesicle membrane; lysosomal membrane; cytoplasmic side of endoplasmic reticulum membrane
Molecular function (GO): aspartic endopeptidase activity, intramembrane cleaving
Source: RefSeq, a predicted model, not a curated record